Messenger RNA from Amyelois transitella, 4608 nucleotides. It is a transcript of the gene Ypel, whose product is annotated as protein yippee-like. The record is from RefSeq and is a predicted model, not a curated record. Lineage: Eukaryota; Metazoa; Arthropoda; Insecta; Lepidoptera; Pyralidae. The transcript has 6 exons. The coding region runs from base 572 to 988 and encodes 138 amino acids.
UAUACGGACGAUAUGAUACGGCGCAGUACCAAACAGUUUUGCUGCGAAAUAGUGUGAUUAUUAUAGCAAAAUCUACAAAUAAUACUAAUGUUUACGUGUUCAUUCACACGCGUGGUGCUGUGUGCGUGUGGCGUCGUUGCGCCUGCGCAAACGGCCGCAAGCGAACUCUUUGUUUGUUGACAAGCUACGCCACGGCCGCUCGGCGAUGCCCGAGCGACUUGUUCGCGUGUGGACGCCGAGGUCGUCAGACGUGCGUUUCGUCUCUCCAAAAUCCUGUCGCGUUAUCGCAUUCGUUGGCUAAAUUUAGUGCAGUUAUUUUAUAGAUUUUUUCGCUCUUCUGCGUAAUAUUUGUGUACAGUGCUUAGUUGCCCCAUCAGAGAUCGCUCCACGAAGAGAUUUUCCUCCAAGUUUUAAAAUUACACGCUCGCUGCUGUGCCAGAAGAGGGUGGCGGGCUCGGAGCGAGAGCGCGCGGCGCGGUGCAACAGCGCGCGCGGUAGGUGACCGGCGGUCUGCCCGGCUGAUGUGGGCGGCAGGAGCUUGCUGCUCAAGACAGGCAGCUAGCAGGCACUCAUGCGUGACGCAGUGUCUAACCGUGGCGCGGUGGUAGGCGAGGGCGCAGGCGCCGCCGCCACGGCGCGGACGCCGGUGAAGACCUUCCAAGCGUACCUGCCUCCGGCGCACCGCACCUACAGCUGCAUACACUGCCGCGCGCACCUGGCUAGCCAUGACGAGCUCAUUUCAAAGUCGUUCCAAGGCAGCCAGGGGCGCGCGUAUCUCUUCAAUUCAGUUGUAAAUGUGGGUUGCGGUCCGGCUGAGGAGCGUGUGCUGCUAACGGGGCUUCAUGCUGUGGCAGACAUCUACUGCGAGUGCUGCAAGACCAUGCUCGGUUGGAAAUAUGAGCACGCGUUCGAAUCAAGUCAAAAAUACAAGGAAGGCAAGUUCAUAAUAGAACUGGCACACAUGGUGAAGGAGAACGGAUGGGACUAGACGCGUCUCUACCGCGUCCGUGAUACUUAGACUGGUGGGGAGCGAGUGGACAGUCAUGACAACAAAUUUGUCAAUUACGGACGUAAAGUCCCGCUCGCGACUCGGACUGUACCAAGAGUGUUCUUUCUCGGCUAUAACUGACGGGGCCACCCGGCCGUGAGGCACCAUGAGCCCGCGGCGCCGGCUGGAGCCUUCGUGAUGAAGUGGCAGGCGAGACCCUCGCCUUUAUAGAUUACGCUCACCCAACCAUAUCCUAGAAGACGCGUCUUUUCAAAAAUGUAACUUAAUUUCUAAAAGACAUGUCUUUUUGGUAUGACGAGGGCGUGGAAGCGUCGUCACAUCACGGAUGCGUAAAUCGGAGAGGUUCGAUGAUUAAUAUUUUUAUUGUUAUCACGCUAAUCAAUCGGAGAUUGAACCUCACCGAUUUAUACAGCCGCGGCGGUCCGACACUGAGUAUAAUGUACCCUUAUAUGCCCUUUUUGUUCUAUAGUCGGCUUCUGCGCUUGAGCACCGCCAGUCAACGUAUGUUAUUGUAAACAUAAGGUACCGAUCUCAACUGCCCCGCGGCCUGGGGCUAUCGGCUUAGAAUUUAUUAUAAUUUUAAUUUGAAAUGUUAAUUUCGGCCGAUCGGCACACGCCGGGCGUUAGUACAUCGUAAGUUGUCUUAGUUUUUUUUUUUAUUAUGUACUAUGCAUUGUACUGUAUUGAGAGAACACUAAUACUUUCUCUUGUCCCCUUUAACCUGUGAUAAGUAUGUUAGUAUAAUAGAUUUUUGGAUUUCUUGAUCUAUGUUUUCAAGAAGUUGCUCAGUGGUGUCAGACGUUGUUCCUAAAUGAUUUCAGCUGUACAAUUUGCUUUUUAUUUUGAGGGUACUAGUCGAAACGUUGAUUUUGUGGAAGACAUAUUUCCAUUUUAUUUUACUUUGCGCCUGAUUUAGUGAUUUUUGUUUAGUUUUAAUUGAACAUUUCGACGGUUCCUCUUUUGAGUUUAAUUAAACAUUGGUACAGUUGAUUUUUUAUGUAUUUGAGCGUUUAGUUUUUAGUCGACGAGAAGAAAUUCAAAUGACGUGUUUUUUUUAAGAUGGAUAGGAAUGUCGGACUGUUUUAUUAUUCAUUUAUUGUUUUGAUUUAAAACUAUUUACCCGUUCAUUUUAAAUGCAUGGUACUUCAUUUUAUGGUAGAAUAUUAUCUAAGGAAGUGCAUUCGCCGUUUAAUUCCCAAUCGCCGAGAAUUUUCGAGAACGUCCGACUUCGAUUUACGAGUACUUGUAUUGUAUUCUUGACUUCUUUCAGUAGAAACUGCCAAAGAUGGAGGUAAAAGCGAUUUCUAUAUCUUCCUCCUGGGAAGAGUCACAUAUUCUCACAUAACAAUUUGUCCCAGUAUUUUCCCUCAACGAUUAUAUCUCUUUAACUUCCCUGACCAUUCAAAAACACAGUGCCCUAACAUAGGCAUAUUAUUAUCACGAAAUUAAUGACUCAAAAAGUUAAAGAGAGUCCAAGACAAAAGGGGGCAUUUAAUGACAUAUUUGGCAAUCUCUAUUAAAAUGAAGGUAAUCUCAAGAUAUUCUGCCGUCGCAUACCAUUAUCAGAGCGUUGAUAACUGCCACUAGUAUAUAUACGAUUGUAAUAUACAUAACUAUAAUAAUACAAAUUCAUCAUAAGUGACGCUCGUUUGACGUUUAAAAUGUUUAUUUUUACAAUAACUAAUUAAAAUGCUACAUUAAAUAAUAAUACUUGGAUUUGUUUAGGAUGUAAGUCGUUUGUCUAUGUUAUUUUAGUCUAAAGGGUACUUUUCUACAAGCGGAGCGGUGCGAGAUCAACCAAUCACAGCGCAACAUUUCCAUGAACGAUUCUGAUUGGUCAGGUUCGUUUAUGGAAAUGUUUCUCGCACGACUCCGCGCAAAUUCGUAUUGUAAGAACCACAGAAUUGUGGGAACGUAACCCUAAUCUGGUUUUUGAUUGUCCAUCUACUGUGCGUUCUAAUUUCAGUAAAUUAUUCGUAGAAAGUUAGUCGAUUUACUAAAACUAGCUAGUAAACGAUUGUACUUUUGGUUUAUGGUAUGAGAGAAGGCAAUUUACCACCUUUGUGAUUGAGAUUGAUUCAAGAUUUUACAUUAAGAUCUAUCUGAUACACUAAUGGUAUGUAUGUACUUUAGUUUGCAAAAUAGAAAUACCUAGUAAUGUUUUUAUUCAGGGAGAUUUUCUGAAUUAAAUUUAUCUUCUGCCGAGCUUCGACAAAAAUGCCUUAUAAAGAGAACGUAACGUAGAUGGAAUCAGAACCGGCUACAAAAGACGUAUUUGUAAAUUGUGCGACCAUGAUAACUGUACACCGAAAAUGUAAUAGCUAGCUAAGUUUAAAGUUAUAUGAUGCAAACACUAAAAAGAAGAAAAUGGGGUGUUAUUUUUGUACAAGUAGAUAUUUUUCUACUACACUCAUAUAGAAGAAAUGUAUGGUCAACUAUAAUGUGUAUAAUUUUAACAACUCUAGGCCCGUGGCUUGAAAUAAUGUUGCCGAUUUUGGCUUCAUACAAUUUAUUUUUCGUAAAAAUAAAUUGUACAAAAUUAAGCAUUGUAAUGCCAAUUAUACGAUGAGGUUCAAUUGUUAAAAUUAUACCCAAUAUUUACGUUACUUGAUCUCAUGUGAUAAAACUGUCUAGCGAUUUUAUCAAAGGCACACCCCGAAAUGCGCAAACGUGUAAGAAAGAUAUUUUGUAUAGGUACAGUCGACAACACUACCAACUUAUUCUUUUAAACUGACACGCCGCACAGAAAUAGAAGGAGCCAAAGUUCGUGCAACGUGGCGCCGACUGACAGACUGGAUUGAACCUGUGUAACUAAAUGGUGCAGUGCAACGUGCCACCGACCAACGACUAGAGCGACUAGCGGUAACGCUGCACGGGCCCUAAGGCGUACAGUCACCAACAAAUCGCAUACAUUUUAAUAGCAGAUGUUUAUAAAGCUCUUCUAUUCUUUUAUUAUACGUACGAAUUAGUAAGAUCAGCACUUUUUUUUUAUUCCUUUAAUUAAAUUAAGUUAAAACAAAUCACCACAUUCCUACAUAUCUUUUCGUACUUUUGAUACGGCUCUCUUUCACAUCUUCGAGAUUAUCUGAAGAGAUUGAUAAAGACAGAAGAUUAUCAAAGUAAAUAAACAAACCAGUUUUCUAAUCCCGCAAAUCAAGUUGUUAAAUCACGUGGCGUGACUGUGGUGAAUCAGUGUUGAUAUGUUGUCGUCUGUACCUACGUUCAUUUGUGUGGCAGUGAUAACAAAUACGUCUUUUUAACAUAUUCUUAAAAUGUGAUAAGGUUGAUCGAUAAAACGCAUUGCAAGUUCACUUGUCUGUUUAAUGUAAUCGUAUUAACUGUUAUCAUAGAGUUAAAAUGUUAAGACUCGUGUUGCACAAUGUUCAAUGACAAUUUAACUGUUUUAGGAUAUCUAACUGAUUUAUCUUACCUUUGUCUGAUUGACCUGGGUCUCUAAACACUUUUAAAGACGAUACAAUGAUUUUGCAAUCUAUUGUAUACAAUUUUACAGUUAUGUUUAUGCUUCAUUUCACCAUAAAAUAAAGAUGGUAACAGACUUAUACAAAAUAAAAAAAAAACAAUAAACGAUCAAUUUAUAA